AUGUCAAACUUCCCGCCGACAAAGGCUGAUGCAAUCACCCAAAUGGAGGAGGCGUUGAAUUUCCUACUGCAGAGGGAUAAUGAGGUGUGCCUCACGUCGUUCAGCAUGCAGCUCCUGGGCGCGUGCUUGAUUCUAAUUUCGGUGGUGCAUGCGUCAGGGCAGAAGGCAGCCCAUACGUACUUACCACUGAACGUCACGGCGGCCGUGGACGACAAGAUUGUAGACAAGGCGGGUGAUACAGGUCUCAAUGGGACAGAUGGUAUCAAGGGCCUCAAUGGAACAGAUGGACCCACAGGGCCGACAGGAGCAACUGGUGUCAAAGGAGACUCCGGCGCGACUGGUUUCACUGGAGAAAUUGGCGCCACUGGAGAAACUGGCGCCACUGGAGCAACUGGAGGCACCGGCGCGACUGGUUUCACUGGAGAAACUGGCGCCACCGGAGCAAUUGGCGCCACUGGAGCAACUGGACGCACCGGAGCCACUGGCGCCACAGGCACCAUCAGCUGUGAUGGCUUUGUGCCGGUCACUGUGAAUUUUGACUUUUAUGAGGAUGGAAGGCGAUUGGACACCGGUUCUGGAGGUUCUGGAGUGGAUGUUGGAAACCCAAGUCUGUUCCCCAACGGCUACUUUGGAUUGACCUUCCCUCCUCAGUUUUACGCAACAAAGAAUGGCGGCAGCAUGCCCACGGCCGCAGCUUAA
Molecule: messenger RNA, 699 nt
Organism: Coccomyxa subellipsoidea C-169
Lineage: Eukaryota; Viridiplantae; Chlorophyta; Trebouxiophyceae; Coccomyxaceae
Exons: 7
Coding region: 1-699 (232 amino acids)
Source: RefSeq, a predicted model, not a curated record